AAGCGGCCCAGGGGCAGGCCCAGGAAACACGUGGAACCAGAGAUGCCUGCAAAAACCAAGUCAAGUAGCUCCUCUUCCUCCACAUCCUCCUCUUCCUCCUCCUCUGAUGAAGAGGAUGAAAGCGACCUGGAAGCAAAGAGAGGUCCCCGCAGCAGAGAGACUCACCCGGUACCGCAGAAGAAAGCUCAGAUCCUGGUGGCCAAGCCCGAAAUGAAAGACGCUUCCAGGAAGAAGCGUGGGCGGAAACCUCUUCCCCCGGAGCAGAAAGCGGCUCGAAGGACCGUGAACCUGACAAAGGUGCUGAAAACGUCCCGGAAGGAGGUGGGCGGCAGCGCCAAGCUGAUGGGGAAGCUGCAGCCCCAGCACAGCACGCAGGGCUCGGGCAUGGCCGUGCUGAAGGAGCCGCCGGCCGCCUUGGCUGGGCUGAGCUCGGGGGGGUCGUCAGCAGAGAACCUGCCCAACAUGAUGAAGGGCGGCUCCGCGAGCCCAAACCGGGCCAUCAGCUGGCAGAGCUCCAUCGUGCACUACAUGAACAGGAUGUCCCAAAGCCAGAACUCAGCGGAGACCUCACCCCUGGGCAGGCUGGCGCUGAAGUCGCAGGCAUCCAGUAAAAGCGCCUUGGGGCUGGACUUAAAAAUGAGGAAUCAGAAAGGGUGCGGGGAGCUUGGGUUGAGCAUGCAGGGACCCAAGACCGCUAAGGCUCCUAGCAGCGGCGCUGGAGGGGACCAGAAAUCGGGGUUUGCUGCGGGAGGCCAAACGCUGCACAACGGCGGCAAGAUGCCUGCGAGCUUGUCCGGGGCCGGCAGCCAGACGGCCUCCACCCAGGAGCUGAACCUCCAAGCUCUAAACCUGCAG
Molecule: messenger RNA, 855 nt
Organism: Cariama cristata (Red-legged seriema)
Lineage: Eukaryota; Metazoa; Chordata; Aves; Cariamiformes; Cariamidae
Gene: CBX2
Product: chromobox homolog 2
Exons: 2
Biological process (GO): negative regulation of transcription by RNA polymerase II
Cellular component (GO): heterochromatin; PRC1 complex
Source: RefSeq, a predicted model, not a curated record